This is a messenger RNA of Morus notabilis, 1815 nucleotides long. Its product is annotated as IAA-amino acid hydrolase ILR1-like 6. Gene Ontology annotation, biological process: auxin metabolic process; jasmonic acid metabolic process. The coding region runs from base 88 to 1524 and encodes 478 amino acids. Gene Ontology annotation, cellular component: endoplasmic reticulum. The transcript is spliced from 5 exons. Gene Ontology annotation, molecular function: IAA-Ala conjugate hydrolase activity. NCBI's taxonomy places the organism in Eukaryota, Viridiplantae, Streptophyta, Magnoliopsida, Rosales, Moraceae. The record is from RefSeq and is a predicted model, not a curated record.
UUAAUUUUUGUUUUCCAUUCCUAAUAUUAUUCUCAGCCAUUGAUAACCCUCUCAGAUAUAUAUCCUUCCUCUCUUCCGUUCCUCAAAAUGAUCAAUUUCCGUAAUUUGUUCCUCUCCUUAAUCAUAACAUAUUGCGCAAUUUUAAACUGUCAAAUCUUAUUAGUGCAGUCGAAAGGUCCAAUAUCUUCGGCUGAUCACGAGUACAGCACGCUGUUGGACCUGAGCUGCUGCAAGAAGGGAGAAGCGGAAAAUUCGGCAGUGCACAAGAACCUGAGCCGACUGGCGGUACCGUCGGCGGGGCUUUCUCGGUGCGAUGUUUGGACGGAGGAGUGCUCGGAAGAGGUUCUGAGCCUGGCGAGGAGGCCGGAGACGGUGGAGUGGCUGAGGACUGUGAGGAGGAGGAUCCACGAGAACCCAGAGCUCGCCUUCGAGGAAUUCGAGACGAGCCGGCUCAUCAGGAACGAGCUCGACCGGAUGGAGAUUGCCUACCGGUUCCCGCUGGCUAAAACCGGGAUUAGGGCUUGGAUCGGCACCGGAGGCCCUCCUUUCGUCGCCAUCAGAGCUGACAUGGACGCUCCUCCUAUCCAGGAAGCAGUGGAUUGGGAACACAAAAGCAAAGUUGCCGGCAAAAUGCAUGCCUGUGGGCACGACGCACACGUGACCAUGCUUAUAGGUGCAGCCAAGAUCUUGAAGAGCCGCGAACAUCUUUUGAAGGGAACCGUGAUACUGCUAUUCCAGCCAGCGGAGGAAGCCGGCAACGGCGCGAAGCGGAUGAUCGGAGACGGAGCUCUAGAGGACGUGGAGGCCAUAUUUGCGGCACACGUGUCGCACGAGCACCCGACUGGAAUCAUCGGUUCGAGGCCCGGACCGUUGCUAGCUGGCUGCGGUUUCUUCAGGGCCGUGAUUAGUACUGGGAACAAGGGUGGCAAUGCCCAGUACUCGGGGGACCCCAUUUUGGCUGCUUCAGCCGCUGUUAUCAGCUUGCAGGGUAUUGUGUCUCGGGAAGCCAACCCGCUCGACUCCCAGGUUGUGUCAGUGACUACUUUUAAUGGAGGCAGUAAUCUGGAUGAGAUACCACACACAGUGGUUAUAGGUGGCACGUUUAGGGCCUUCUCCAACACAAGCUUCUACCAACUUCUUCAGAGAAUAGAAGAGGUAAUAGUGAAGCAAGCUAGGGUUUAUAGAUGCUCAGCGGAGGUGGACUUCUUUGAGAAGGAGUACACAAUCUACCCCCCAACUGUGAAUGAUGAAAAGAUGUACGAGCACGUGAGGAAGGUGGCGGUGGACUUGGUGGGGCCGGCAAAUUUCAGGGUUGUUCCGCCGAUGAUGGGCGCCGAGGACUUCUCAUUCUUUUCGGAAGUGGUUCCAGCGGCCUUCUUUUACAUUGGCGUCCGGAAUGAGACCUUAGGCUCCAUACACACCGGUCACUCGCCUCACUUCAUGAUCGACGAAGAUGUUCUUCCCGUUGGUGCCGCCACUCACGCCACCAUUUCCGAAAGAUACCUCAACGAGCGCCAACAUUAAUGACGUGCGCGAGCUAUAAAAAUUUUUGUGAAAUCAUGUAGGAGUCAAUAUUAUUGAGGGGGUACAAGAAAAUUAGAUUUUGCACCUUUGUGGUGUAUGCAAUUUGUAAAGGAUUAAAAAUGUUCCUAAUAGGCGGCUAGGGCUUUGCUCCUGAGCUCUUGUAGUGGUAGAUCAGUACUACAUGUUGUAAUAGUAUUACAUGAUUGUAUAAUUAGUACUUGUAGGCCAUUAUUAUAUGUUGUUUUCAUAACGUUGUGUUUGUGUGUAUAUAUAUAUAUAUAUUUUGGUGGC